GAAAAAGGCCAUUAAGACGCCUUAUACUAUGGAUCUAAGCGUUGACGAGGCCUUUCUAUCUAAUUUUCCUCCUUUAUCCGAUAUUUGUAUUCUUCAUUGUUCAUUUUCUGUAUGGUACGCACGUUAUCGUUCUAUUACACCUAAAGCCAGAAUAAUUAAGCCUUUACCUCCAGAGUUUAUUGCAUAUUUGAGUCAAGAUAGCAUUGUUCUUCCAUGUGGAAUUAGUGAUAAAGACUCAGAUAGUAGUUCAAUAAGUGAAUCAGCAGAUCAAAUAAUGGAUAUUCCAGAUAAUCCAGUUAUUGCUUUUCAAGCUUUGGAUGAUGAAAUUACUCGUACAAUUGAAUCACUUAAUGGAGCAGUUUUUCCAAAGCUUAAUUGGUCUUCACCUAAAGAUGCAGCAUGGAUUACAUCAAGUCGAAAUUUACGUUGUACAACUUCUUCUGAUAUAUAUCUUCUUUUUAAAAGCUCAGAUUUUAUUGCUCAUGAUUUAUUUCAUGCUUUUGAUGAUUGUAUAUCAUCUCCUGAUGUUCAUGUUGAAUAUGAACUUGUUUUGAAACAAUGGUUUACAAUAAUUCCAUCUAUGGAAUUUCGUUGUUUUGUUAAACAACGUUGUCUUAUAGGUAUUUCUCAACGUGAUCUGAAAUAUUAUGCAUUUCUUGAAUCAUUAAGACCAAUUGUUAUAUCUCUUGCUGUGGAUCUAUUCAAUUCCUAUUUAAAAGAUACUUUUCCUGAUGAAAAUUUCAUUUUUGAUAUCUAUAUUCCCCCGUCAAAAUCUAGAGCAUGGCUAAUAGAUAUUAAUCCUUGGCAUUAUAGGACUUUAUCACUUUUAUUUUCUUGGAAAGAACUUUUAAGUGAUUCAUUGCCUUUUAGCAAUGAUUCACCUCAACUUCGUCUUGUGGAUGCAGAUAGUAAAUCAUGGGGACCUUCACAAUUUGUAUCACAACGGUUUUCAGAAGACAUUAUACAUACAGAUACAUCUGAUUUUGAUAUAGAAAAAUAUAUAAAAAAGCUUCAAGAUAUGAAUACUACUACAAAUGCUACCAAUAAUACGAUCAUGACAAAAUGA
This is a messenger RNA of Pneumocystis carinii B80, 1066 nucleotides long. RefSeq lists its product as hypothetical. Gene Ontology annotation, cellular component: cytoplasm. Bases 29 to 1066 code for a protein of 345 amino acids. The transcript has 6 exons. NCBI's taxonomy places the organism in Eukaryota, Fungi, Ascomycota, Pneumocystomycetes, Pneumocystales, Pneumocystaceae. The record is from RefSeq and is a predicted model, not a curated record.